AUGGCAGACGCGGCCCCGAUCUCUCCUGAGGGGGACGGGCUCUUUAUAUCCGAUCUCGAGAUCACAGAGGCACUCCAAGUCAGACGGCCGGUUCCGAGGUUACACACGGACAAGGCCACCAGCAUCCGUUUCUCAGUGAAGCAUAACGGUUGUUGUGCUUCUGUUCGUAUCGACAUCACCCCUUUCCAUCUCGAAGGCACGGUCAACUACGGAUUUCGACCCUUUUGUCACGUCACUCCGUGUCAGCCCACCUUCGAAGACGGUCAACUAUACGAUCAGAUCCAGAAGAUCUACGAUGUCAUUGUCCCUUUUCAGUGGACCUUUGACGCCAGCUGCACCGAUAUCGUCCGGGAACAACCAAAUGCCCUUUGCUGCCAGCUCAAUACAUCAUUCAACUUGACGCACGAUGUCCGUCCCAACAAGCGUCAGUCUUCGGCUCUACCGAGAAAACGAAGUCAUAAUAACACGUCCACCGCAUCGAGCGAUGUCAUCGGCUCCGGGCUUCCGAGCCGGCUCGGAACUGCUGAGCAGGGUUCGAAAAGGCGAAACACACAAGAACGCAAGUCCUGUAAGGAGAUGGUCGACAAAUUCGUCUAUAGAAUAGUAAAAGGACAAGAUCGUCUGAAGAAGAAGAAGCCCAUAGAAACGAGCCUGUCCGGGAUUCAGGCGAUUCUAUCACGAUUUGAGGAGGCAGACACAAGACAGGUACUUGAUGAACUUUCAAAGGAGUUCCACAAAGAGAGCGUGGCCAAGGAUACCACAAGCGAUUCUUGGGACUGCUGGUACUUCGAGGGCUGUAUGGACUUUGUCAAUUGUGGGAAGGGUAAGGCGGCCCCAAGCACGAACGCAGCAAAGGCGAUAUGCAUCAUUAACUCGAUCGUGAACCAACUGCUCGAAACCGAGGGAGCGGUUGCCACGGUCCUUUUUGGCAUCCUAGCCGAGAUUAGGGCCCGUCUUACCGAUAUUGCACGUGAGAGUUUUGCGAUCCGUGGGCAGUUUGUCGAUUCGGCUGUCCAAGCGUUACGAGGGAAGCUACAAAUGCCUCCGAGAUCAUACGAAAUGCCCAACGCGCCUGUCUGGGUCACUCUGGUGAAGAGUCGUUCCGGUGGGGACUCGGCGUACGGUUUUCAGGAUGCUUGCCGUGACCUGGCCUUUCCCAACUUUGCCGUUUUGGAUCUGAAGCCUCAGUGGACAGACAACUCAGGCAGUAAACAGCUCCUAAUGAAGGUCGACUUUGCUCUUGUGGAUGCGUGUUGGGUGAGGGCACACCCGACACACUCGGCACACUCGGCACGUCAGGCACAGGGCCCCGAUUCGAGAACAAUGCAGCCCGGCACGAACCCCACAGAACAUUCUGCGACGUUUGAUAGUGCUGACUCUAUGUUGGGCGUCGUUACAUGGGAUGCGGACUGGGCAAAUCUCGAUGUCAACAUGACAGCAAACAUGGGCGGCAUUGACUUUGGAUCAGCUGAAGCCUUCGGGCUGGGCUCCUUGGAUGGUACUAUCGGUGAAUAGAACAAAUUUCAACUAUCUUCGGUCUGCUGCGCAUGCAUCUUUUUGUCAAGUCGGACCAGUACGUAUGUGAGCUCUCCCCUAGACACACAGAUGCUGGUGUCUUCGUCAAAAAGAUAUAUCUCCGACUUCACUUCUGUGAUGGUUACCACCGAAGGCCGCUGGGUUUGUUGGUCGCGAUUUGCCGAAUGGAAUAUGAUUUGGGUUGGCUCUGCGCUGGCACCCUGACCGAUGGGGAGAAGCGCACUGAAAUAGCCCGCUAUAGAGCCAUAUCUAUGACGGAUGACAUUGGCGCGCCACCUUAUUUCGUCAGUCGGCCAUCUCUCCCGAAUCAAUGUCUUCUGUGUUUGGUCAGCAGUAUUGCCUCAUCUGAAGCGGCCGUACAUACGCUUUGGUUCACGACCUCUUGGCCGAUCUGUUGCACCGCUUUGUUGUAAAUAGUGUUCUCGAUCAACUUUGAUACAUCCAAAAUCUUCUUUUGACCAGACUGGUCAUUGUCAAAUUGGACGGCAACGAAGUCUUCCUGCUUGAUGAUCGAACGAAGCUCACAAGUGGCCGCUUCAAGCUUAGGGCUUCCUUCAACGCGUGUUGGCGGCAUGCUGCUGAGAAUUUAGAUUUGAUAGAAUGUAGUACUAAUCUAGAUGCCAUCUUCACCCUUCUGUUGGUUUUUGAGUCAUUUUCACUUCAAGAAGGCUUCGAGGUAUUGC
Molecule: messenger RNA, 2219 nt
Organism: Diaporthe batatas
Lineage: Eukaryota; Fungi; Ascomycota; Sordariomycetes; Diaporthales; Diaporthaceae
Exons: 3
Coding region: 1-1515 (504 amino acids)
Source: RefSeq, a predicted model, not a curated record